GCCUCGACAAAGCCCAUAUAUGCCUACUCUCCAAAACCCUAGCUACUCCUCCAUUUCCAGCAGCAGCCCUUAAGAGAGCCGAGAUUGUGUGUUUGUGAGAGAGAGUCUAGAGAGAGAAGGCAAAGAUGGUGUCUGGGUCAGGGAUCUGCGCAAAGAGGGUGGUGGUAGAUGCGAGGCAUCACAUGCUGGGAAGGCUGGCCUCCAUAUUGGCCAAGGAGCUCUUGAAUGGGCAGAAAGUAGUGGUGGUAAGGUGUGAGGAGAUAUGUCUCUCUGGUGGACUCGUCCGUCAGAAGAUGAAGUACCUCAGGUUCCUUCGCAAGCGGAUGAACACCAAGCCUUCUCAUGGCCCCAUUCACUUCCGUGCUCCUUCCAAGAUCCUUUGGCGCACCAUCCGUGGGAUGAUUCCCCAUAAGACUAAGCGAGGAGCUGCUGCUCUUGCUCGUUUGAAGGUAUUAGAGGGUGUCCCACCACCAUAUGAUAAGAUGAAGAGGAUGGUCAUCCCUGAUGCUCUCAAGGUACUGAGGCUUCAAGCAGGACAUAAGUACUGUUUGUUGGGCAGGCUUUCAUCAGAGGUUGGAUGGAACCAUUAUGAUACUAUCAGGGAGCUUGAAAAGAAGAGGAAGGAGAGAGCACAGGUGGCAUAUGAGAGGAAGAAGCAGUUGACGAAAUUAAGAGUCAAGGCCGAGAAGGCUGCUGAGGAGAAGCUUGGUCCCCAGCUUGAGAUUAUUGCUCCAAUCAAGUACUAAAAUGGAAAGUAUAGUUUCUUAGGUGACCAUUUGUUGGGAAAUUAUGUUCCAGUUUUUAGAGACUUUGUCUUCUUUGAGUGAUGUUUCUCUUUGCUGCUUGUGACAUUUGAGCAGAGAUUUUGCUAUAUUGUGACAUGACUUUAUUUUCCCAGUUAAACGUCUUAUGCUAUUUGAUGAUAUUGUUCUAUCCCUUUACUUCUCUCUGCAUCUUUGAGCCCAUUUUCCCUUAACCUUGGUGUUGUACUGGGUUAGAAGUGUCAAACA
This is a messenger RNA of Ilex paraguariensis (yerba mate), 1010 nucleotides long. The record is from the annotation of a GenBank genome assembly. Lineage: Eukaryota; Viridiplantae; Streptophyta; Magnoliopsida; Aquifoliales; Aquifoliaceae.